This is a messenger RNA of Setaria italica (foxtail millet), 1532 nucleotides long. Its product is annotated as 5-pentadecatrienyl resorcinol O-methyltransferase. The transcript is spliced from 2 exons. Gene Ontology annotation, biological process: methylation. The coding region runs from base 151 to 1290 and encodes 379 amino acids. The record is from RefSeq and is a predicted model, not a curated record. Lineage: Eukaryota; Viridiplantae; Streptophyta; Magnoliopsida; Poales; Poaceae. Gene Ontology annotation, molecular function: O-methyltransferase activity; S-adenosylmethionine-dependent methyltransferase activity.
UGCUCAUGUUCGUUGGGGGUAGAAUACUUAACCAAGCUGCCAUGCAACUAUAAGUACCCGAUGCGUGUAUGGCUCCACCCAAAGCUCAGCAACCCCUGAACAAGGAAGAAUUAGCCAUCAAGAUCGACUGAUUGGUCGAUCGGGGCAGUAAUGGCAUUGCUCGCCGAGUACAGCAGCCAGGAGCUGCUCCAGGCCGAGCUCCAGCUCUGGCACCAGUCCCUCGGCUUCUUCAAGUCCGCCGCGCUCGCCAUCGCCUUGGACCUCCGCAUCGCCGACGCCGUCCACCGCCUCGGCGGCGCCGCCACCCUGCCCCAGAUACUCGCCGAGGCCGGGAUCAGCCCGUGCAGGCUCCGCGACAUGCGCCGCGUCAUGCGCGUGCUCACCGUUUCGGGCAUCUUCAUCGUCCAGCACCCGGACGAGGCGGCGGCGGCGGCGGCGGCAGAAAGCAGGCACGACGCCGCGGUCUACAAGCUGACGGCGGCCUCCCGCCUCCUCGUCAGGGACAAGAGCUCGACGGCGACGGGCCAACUGCCUCAUUUCCUGACCGUGCAGCUCUUGCUCGGGCCGGUCCGAGAUUCUCCGGUUAGCAUGGGCAUGCGCAAGUGGUUCCGGCAGCAGGGCGACCAGCAGCAGCCGGGUCUGUCCCCGUUCGCCAUGGCGUACGGCGGCCAGACGGUCUGGGAGAGAGCGGAACAUGACGCCGCCGCGUUCCGGUUCAACGACGCCAUGGCCGCGGACACCGCCUUCCUGAUGCCGAUCGUCCUCAGGGAGUGCGCCGAGGUCUUCCGUGGGCUAACCUCCCUCGUCGAUGUCGCCGGCGGCCUUGGCGGGGCCGCUGCGACCAUAGCAGCGGCGUUCCCGGAUUUGAAGUGCACCGUGCUGGAUCUCCCACAGGUCGUCGCAAAAGCUCCCUCUGGUACUGACGUGCACUACGUUGCUGGUGACAUGUUUGAGAGUAUUCCACCGGCGAACGCUGUGUUCCUCAAGUGGAUUUUGCAUGAUUGGCGCGAUGACGAGUGUGUCAAGAUAUUGAAGAACUGCAAACAAGCUAUAUCUCCACGAGAUGCUGGAGGAAAGAUAAUAAUAAUAGAUAUGGUGGUCGGAUCUGGGCCGUCAGAUGAUAUCAAGCAUGCAGAGACACAAGUUUUGUAUGACCUCUUAAUCAUGAACAUCAAUGGAGUUGAACGAGAUGAGCAAGAGUGGAAGAAGAUUUUCUUCGAGGCUGGAUUCAAGGACUACAAAAUUAUACCUGUUCUCGGUGUUCGAUCUGUUAUCGAGCUCUAUCCUUGAAAGCUUGGUGAACAGAACACCAUCCAAAGAAUAAGACAUCACAAAAUUAUAUAUAUACUGGUUCUGAAUUAUUGUUAAGAUGCAUAGUGUCCAAUAAGUGGCCCUAUACAUAUGUGGGGGAUUCAUAUUCGGGCAUCUGACCCUACAAAAGGAGUAAAACCUGUUUUAUUACUUUGGUGCUUGCCUACUUAGACCUGGAAAAAAGUUUGCACAUGUAUAGUGCUUUGCUCAAAGUAUACAUG